GGUCAUGUGCGCGGGCCCGGCCCUCCGAGCGCGGCUGGGCGGCCUCGCACAGCGCCGCGUCCCGGGCCUCCGGCGGACAAAAGGGCGCAGGGAAGCGAGACCUCCGGAAGGCGAGGGCAGGCGGCGUCGGUGGUGAACGUUUUCUGAUUUUUCCAGAAAUCAAGCAGAAGACUGAGCUGCUGAUGUCAGUUAACUCUGAGAAGUCGUCCUCUCCAGAAAGGAUGAGGAGCAGGAGGAUCCCGCAGAUUACUGUAAAGGAGGCUAUCAUCCAGUGAAAAUUGGUGACCUUUUCAAUGGCCGGUAUCAUGUCAUUAGAAAGUUAGGAUGGGGACACUUCUCUACAGUCUGGCUAUGCUGGGAUAUGCAGGGAAAAAGGUUUGUUGCAAUGAAAGUUGUAAAAAGUGCCCAGCAUUAUACGGAGACAGCCUUGGAUGAAAUAAAGUUACUCAAAUGUGUUCGUGAAAGUGACCCUAAUGAUCCCAACAAGGAUAUGGUUGUACAGCUCAUUGAUGACUUCAAAAUUUCUGGAAUGAAUGGAAUUCAUGUCUGCAUGGUCUUUGAAGUACUUGGACAUCAUCUUCUAAAAUGGAUAAUCAAGUCCAAUUAUCAAGGCCUUCCCAUCCGUUGUGUUAAAAGCAUAAUUCGACAGGUCCUUCAGGGUCUAGAUUACCUGCACAGCAAGUGCAAGAUCAUCCACACGGACAUAAAGCCCGAGAACAUCCUGAUGUGCGUGGACGACGCCUACGUGCGCAGGAUGGCGGCUGAGGCCACCGAGUGGCAGAAGGCUGGGGCUCCUCCCCCCUCUGGCUCUGCAGUGAGUACAGCUCCACAACAAAAGCCUGUUGGAAAAAUAUCCAAAAACAAAAAGAAAAAACUGAAGAAAAAGCAGAAGAGGCAAGCUGAGCUGCUGGAAAAACGCCUGCAGGAAAUAGAAGAACUGGAGCGGGAAGCUGAAAGGAAAAAAAUAGAAGAAAAUGUAACCUCAGCUGUACCAUCAAAUGAACAAGAGGAUGAGUACCACCCAGAGGUGAAACUAAAAACAGCUGAUAUAGAAGAGGUAGUAGAUGAAGAACCUGGAAAUGAUGAUGGUGAAGCAGAAGAUCAGGAUGAAAAAGAAGACACAGAGAAGGAAAACACUGAAAAGGAUGAUGAUGUUGAGCAGGAGCUUGUCAACACUGACUCUACAGACCCUAAGUGGAUAGAAUCCCCCAAAACAAACGGCCAUAUUGUGAACGGCCCAUUCCUAUUGGAACAACAGAUUGAAGAUGAGGAAGAAGAAGAGGAAGAAUGUCCAAAUCCAGAGGAGUAUAAUCUUGAUGAUCCAAAUGCAAAAAGUGAUUACUCUUAUAGCAGCUCCUACGAACAGUUUAAUGGUGAAUUGCCAAAUGGACGUCAUAAAAUUCCAGAGUCCCAAUUCUCGGAAUUUUCAGCGUCGGUGUUCUCUGGGGCUCUGGAGUCUGUAGCCUGUGGUUCUGCUGUGUCUGAAGGAUCCACUGUAACUGAAAGGGAGGAGAGCAGCCCAUCUCAUGACAGGAGCAGGACGGUUUCAGCUUCCAGCACUGGGGAUUUGCCAAAAACAAAAACUCGUGCUGCUGACUUACUGGUGAAUCCCCUGGACCCAAGGAAUGCAGAUAAAAUUAGAGUUAAAAUUGCUGACCUGGGGAAUGCCUGCUGGGUGCACAAACACUUCACAGAAGACAUCCAGACAAGACAGUACAGAUCCAUAGAGGUUUUAAUAGGAGCAGGUUACAGUACACCUGCUGAUAUCUGGAGUACAGCAUGUAUGGCGUUUGAGCUGGCGACUGGAGAUUACUUGUUUGAGCCACACUCUGGUGAAGACUAUUCCAGGGAUGAAGACCACAUAGCACACAUCAUAGAGCUGCUAGGCAAUAUCCCAAGGCACUUUGCUCUAUCUGGAAAAUAUUCUCGGGAAUUCUUCAAUCGCAGAGACCACAUAGCAUUGAUCAUUGAACUGCUGGGAAAAAUCCCUCGAAAAUACGCUAUGUUGGGGAAAUAUUCCAAGGAGUUUUUCACCAAAAAAGGAGAACUCCGACACAUUACCAAGUUGAAACCUUGGAGUCUUUUUGAUGUGCUUGUGGAGAAGUAUGGUUGGCCUCAUGAAGAUGCUGCACAGUUUACAGAUUUCCUGAUCCCCAUGCUAGAAAUGGUCCCAGAGAAACGUGCUUCAGCUGGAGAAUGCCUUAGGCAUCCGUGGCUGAAUUCUUAGCAGAAUCUUCCAGCUGUUAAAAAAAAAAAAAAAAAAAAAAAAAAAGCCAGCAACCACUUUCCAAUGCGUUGGACCUAAAUGGUGACUGUCACAAAAUCUUUAGCAGGAUCACACGUGAGCUGGCUUCAAUCCUCAGACCUUUAUUUUGCUUGAGGUACUGUUUGACAUUUUGCUUUUUGUGCACUGUGUUCUUGGGGAAGGGUAGUCUUUUUGUCCUCAGCUAGUAGUUUACUCACCCACUUUCUUCAGAAAACACUUAACGUGUCUUUAAGAUUGUUUCUUGUGUUGUGUGACAUUCAGAUGUCAGAUUUUUGAACAAAAGAAACUUCCCCCCAUGUGUUUUGGCAAGUUUUGUAACUAUUUAUGAAAAAAAAAAUAUUUUAGCUGAUGCAUAUUAUAUAAUUUACGAGUGUAAGAAAUUUAUCAAGUCAGAACUGAGUUACGGCAAGGAAUUGUACAAUUUUAUCUUCUGGCAAAGGGAUGUCAUUCUUGUAUUAUAGUGUAUGUAAAUGCACCCUGUAAAUGUUUAUUUCCAUUUAAAUAUGGGACUGGGGACUCAAUUUCAGAGUAAAGCGACUAAGUUUUAGAGAGCUUUAUAGCAAACCAAUUGCAUGUAGUGGACUUUAAACUGCUUUAAGGAAUUGUGUAAACUUUCUAUUCUGUAGCAGUUCCUGUUCAUUGGGUUUUAAACAAAGUGGCUCUGGUUUACAGGAUUUCAUUCCCCAAACGGCACUUUAAAGGAAGGCUAGACUUCUUUCUAAUAAAGUAUGCAUUAUCAUUUAGCACUCCCUUUUAGAACUUUUGCCUAUUUUAAGUGCUUUUAAGAAAAGAAAAAUAGCAAUUUCCCUUACAAUGUGAUAGUGAAGACAUGGUACCAUAUGGUGUUGCCUUUUUAUAAGCACUGUAAGUUGUACUAUACCUUAAGAAAAAGAAAAAAAAUUAAAAUUAGAGCAUGAGAACCACUCUCUGUGUAGAAUUACUGAUCUUUUAUAAUAAAAGUGUGUGCUUGGCAUCAGUUAAGGAAGGAUAUAGCUGCAGAUAUGUACAGUGCAGUGGGUAAAAUAAUCCAAGAAGCAAGAUCAUGCUCAUUCCAUUCAUAGCUUUACAUGUUUCUAAAACAAAUUGCACUAGCUUUAUUCUUUCCCAUCCAUAGACAUACGACUGCCCAUCGUAAGUUGCACGCAACAAUUAUGUGUUUCCUAGGAAAAAAGCUGCAUAGGCUGAAGCUUAUAGGCAAUACAGAUUUUAGAAUGUACAGUACGGAGGUGUGUUUGGGCCUCUUUUAGAAGUCAGUGGGAUGAAUGUAAGCUUACUCCUGAUCUUCAUGUAACUACAGUGCCACUUUUUUCUUGACUUUGUCCAUAUAAAAUUUAUUCACAUGCCUUUGCAAUAACUAGAUUGUGAGAAGAUAGCCCCAUGCUGUAACAAUAACCAGUUGUUUGAGGUGCUUGCAGUUGUCUAAUUAAAGUGUUUUGUUUUUUCAGA
Zonotrichia albicollis (white-throated sparrow) is the source of this 3712-nucleotide messenger RNA. The record is from RefSeq and is a predicted model, not a curated record. Lineage: Eukaryota; Metazoa; Chordata; Aves; Passeriformes; Passerellidae.